AUGAGUGUAACCGAUCCGGUAGCGGACAUGCUGACCAAGAUCCGCAACGCAGGCAUGGCAGGGCACGAAAGCGUCGACAUCGUGCCGUCGAAGUUCAAGCUGGAGAUCGUCAAGACCUUGAAGACCGAAGGCUACCUGCGCAACUUCAAGCGUGUCGGCCAGGACGGUCAGGGCCCGGUGCGGGUGUUUCUCAAGUACGACGACGAACGCAGGCCGGUGAUCCGGGGAGUGCAGCGGCUUUCCAAGCCGGGGCGCCGCGUAUAUCGGAGCUACCGCGACAUGCCUGCGAUUCUGAACGGCUACGGGAUAAUUCCGAUACCCGUGCCGGCGGGUGUGGACGUGGCGGUCCAGGACAGCAGGGUGGACGUCGCCGGUCCCAAGGGCACGCUCAGCAGGCCGCUGCCGGCAACGGUUCGGGUCGAGGUCGCCGACGGGAAGGUCGCUGUCAGUCGUACCGACGAGGAACGCUCAUCGCGAGCGAUCCACGGCCUGACCCGUAAUCUGAUCGCCAAUAUGGUCACCGGGGUGUCGGCAGGGUUCACGCGCGAGCUCCUGAUCAGCGGCGUGGGGUACCGCGCCGAGGUUCAGGGCCAGGCCCUGGUCGUGGACGCCCGCUAUUCGAACCCGGUGCAGAUGCAGAUCCCGGCCGAUCUCACGGUCCAGGUGGCAGGUGGCAACCGCAUCCUGAUCUCCGGGAUCGACAAGCAGACCGUUGGGCAGUUCGCCGCCGACGUGCGGUCGGUGCGGCCGCCGGAACCCUACAAGGGAAAAGGUAUCCGCUACGCCGACGAGCACGUACGACGCAAGGUGGGCAAGUCGGCCGUGGGAGGUACAGACUGA
Messenger RNA from Geodia barretti, 840 nucleotides. NCBI's taxonomy places the organism in Eukaryota, Metazoa, Porifera, Demospongiae, Tetractinellida, Geodiidae. The record is from the annotation of a GenBank genome assembly.